CAGCACUCCCACCUACAGUACACGUACAACCACCGAACAUCAACUUCAACAUGUCUGGCACAUCCCCCAACCCCACUGGCUCCAACGCCCACUCCUCCGCUGUCGGCCGUGGCAUCGACCCGACGCAGAACCGCCAGUCAGAGCGCGCGACCACCGAGUCCGCAGCGCCCACCAACGAGUCCUACCCGGAACAGAAGCACGCAGGAGCCGUAGGCUACGGCCCUGCCUAUCAUAAUGGUCCCACCACCGGCGACAAGCUGACUGGCCUGAAGGAGCAGGUCAAGGGCAAGGUUACCGGGAACCCGGACCUCGCGCGUAAGGGUGUAGAGCGCCGCACUGGCGAAUUGCAAAAGCGCGAGCAGGAGGCGGACGAGCAGGACAACCCAUUCGGCCAGGGCGCGACUGCAUCUGGUGGUAAGGAACACCAGCACCACGUCGACCGCGCGGCGACUGUGGCGCCUGAGGGCACUGAGCAUGCUGAGCAUCAGCGCCGUGGCGGCAACACCGACAAGGUGAAGCACAUUGGCUAAACGAUCAACGGGAAGGAAUAGGAAGAAGAUCAUGUACCAUACCUAUUGUACACAUCACCAUAAUCACCAGCUAAUCAUGCCUUGGCCACU
Schizophyllum commune H4-8 is the source of this 620-nucleotide messenger RNA. RefSeq lists its product as uncharacterized. The coding region runs from base 51 to 530 and encodes 159 amino acids. The transcript is spliced from 4 exons. The record is from RefSeq and is a predicted model, not a curated record. NCBI's taxonomy places the organism in Eukaryota, Fungi, Basidiomycota, Agaricomycetes, Agaricales, Schizophyllaceae.